Molecule: messenger RNA, 3506 nt
Organism: Phyllostomus hastatus (greater spear-nosed bat)
Lineage: Eukaryota; Metazoa; Chordata; Mammalia; Chiroptera; Phyllostomidae
Gene: PARP10
Product: poly(ADP-ribose) polymerase family member 10
Exons: 10
Coding region: 245-3187 (980 amino acids)
Biological process (GO): negative regulation of gene expression
Cellular component (GO): nucleus; cytoplasm
Molecular function (GO): NAD+ poly-ADP-ribosyltransferase activity; transcription corepressor activity
Source: RefSeq, a predicted model, not a curated record
UAGGGUCUCUCUGGGCUGAGGAACUGCGGUAGGGUGGAAGGUUCUGCAGGAGGGCCUGCCAGUAGGAAGGGAAGCACCUCCUGGGCAGCCACCCCGCCCAGUGCGUCAGGCCCCUCCCUUCUUCCCUCCCUCAGACAGUUUCACUUUUGUUUUCUGGUCCCUGGCCUUCUGACUUCCGAGCAGGAGCCAGAGCCCUAGCUAAAGGCGUGGGCUGGGGAGGCCCAGGCAGGGGGCAGUGGUUGCAAUGGCAGAGGCAGAGGAGGUGGGGGCGGCAGUGGAGCUCAGCGGGCUGCCCCCCAAUAUCCCCGAUGAGUUGCUCAUGCUCUACUUCGAGAACCACCGACGCUCUGGGGGGGGACCUGUGCUGAGCUGGCAGAGACUUGGCCACGGGGGUGUACUCACUUUUCAAGAGCCUGCAGACGCAGCAAGGGUCUUGGCCCAGAAGGAGCACGUGCUACCAGGUGCUCGGCUGAGCGUGCGGCCAGCCCCGCCUCGUGCCCCUGCACGCCUCCUGCUCCAAGGACUGCCCCCUGGCGCUGCACCCCAGCACCUGGAGCAACACAUCCAGGCCCUGCUGCAUGCCAUGGGGCACCCAGAGCAGCCCUGCCAUGUCUUGGCCAGUCCCCGACCAGACAGGGCCCUGGUCCAGCUGCCCAAGCCCCUCUCUGAGGCAGACAUCCGUGUGCUGGAGGAGCAGGUCCGGGCCCUGGGCCUGGAUGGGGCUGACGUAUCCCUGGCGUGGGUGCCCCAGGCCCGAGCGGUGCGUGUGGUGGGGGGCACCUCGCCUGUGGACCCUCUGUUGCUGGAGCUGUACCUGGAGAACGAGCGCCGAAGCGGCGGGGGCCCCCUGGAGGGCCUGCGCAGCCUGCCGGGGCAGCUGGGCACCGUGGCCGCUUUCCAGCAGUGGCAGGUGGCUGAACGGGUGCUGCAGCAGGACCACCGCCUACAGGGCUUGGAGCUGAGUCUGGUCCCCCACUACAGCGUCCUAGAGCCCGAGGAGCUUGCUGGGGACCCCAGUGGAGGGGACCACUUGGCUGACUUCGGGGCUGGGGCCGCGGAGCACGCUCUCCUGGAGGCUGGAGGGCCAGAGAGGGCGCUGAAGGGUAUAGAGGCAGUGACCUUGGGCUCUGAGGAGGCAACAGGCCAGCCCGGAGCCUCUCUAAGGACAGACCCCAUAGGGUCUCUGGGCCAGGCCAGGCCAGUCGUCUUGGAGCCCGCGGGGGCUUUGGAACAGGACGGGAGGGAAAGCCUGGAGCCCGUGGGGUAUCCAGGGCAGGCAGGGGUGGUAAGCCCGAGGCCUGUAGGGUCUCCAGGCCCAGUGGGCCCAACGGAGCGUUCCAUGGGGUCUCCGGAGCAGGUGGGCUCACCGGAGCAGGAGGAGCUGGUGGAGAUGGUGCUGUUGAUGGAGCCAGGGGCCAUGCGCUUCAUACAGCUCUAUCACGGGGACCUCCUUGCUGGCAUGGGAGACAUCGCCCUCUUCCCCCUGGAAGGAUCAGAUAUGACUGGCUUUCGGCUCUGUGGAGCCCAGGCCCCAUGCCAGGCAGCCCAGGAGUUUCUGCAAAGUCUGCUGGGCAGCCUGAGCUGCCACGCGCUGAGCCUGAAGCACCCAGGCAGUGCCCAGUUCCUGCUGGGCCCCGAGGGGCAGCACCUUCUCCAGGAGCUGGAGGCUCAGUUCCAGUGUGUCUUUGGGACAGAGCGCCUGGACAUAGACUCUGCACAGGUGGACCUUCCCGAGGCCCUCCAGGCCCUCCCUGGCCAGCCCCACUCUCUGUGGCCCCCGGAGAGCACAGGCAGUGACCAGGAGAAUCUGAGCCUGGAGAAGGUUCGAGAGCGGCUGGCCACCCUGGAGGGCCUGGACAGGGAGGGCAGGCCAUCCCCGGAGCCCUGGGAGGAGGAGCCUGAGGAGCAGCCAGAGGAGGAGCCUGCACCUAGGUUCGAGGAGGAGCUCCCAGCCCCAGGCACCGGGGCACCUGGGCAGCUGGAGGAGGAAGCCGCACUGCAGCUGGCUCUCCACCGGUCACUGGAGCCGCAAGACCAGGUGGCUGAGCAGGAGGAGGCUGCUGCACUGCAGAAAGCACUGGCCAUCUCCCUGCUGGAGCCAACCACACUGGAGGGUGGGGGCACGGGGGGCCAGGCCCAGCUGGCGGUGCAUGUGGCCUUUGAGCAGGACUUGGAUGAGCUGGACCGGGCCUUGGGGGCUGCCUUGGAGGUGCACCUCCGAGAGGAGACAGUGGGGCUUCGGGGCCACAUGCUGCCCGCAGAACUGUGUGCCCGCCUGGAGCGGUGCCACGGCGUGAGUGUUGCCCUUCAGAAUGACUGUGCUGUCCUCCGUGGCUUUGGGGUCCAGCCCGUCUGUGCGGCCCGCCACUUGGCAGCACUGCUGGCCGGCCCCUGGGAUCCAAGUUUGGCCUUGGAGGCUUCGAGCACCACCCGUGAGUUGGCACCUGGGACUGGGGGAGGGUGGAGUUCGCCAGCUCUCAGGGACCCCCAGCCCCAGGCAUGGCCUAGGUCCUCUUUCUCCCCUGUGUCAGUGCCACCGCAGAGGCUGAAGGGGCCCUUGGGCAGGCUGGAGUGUCUGGCGGAGAGCAGCCAGGAGUUCCAGGCGGUGGUGCAGGCCUUCUACGAUACCCUGGACACUUUCCACAGAAGGAUCCGCAUCAUCCGGGUGGAACGCGUGCUGCACCCGCUGCUGCAGCAGCAGUACGAGCUGCACCGAGAACGCCUGGAGCAGCGCUGCGAGCGGCGCCCGGUCGAGCACGUCCUGUACCACGGCACGUCGGCGGCCGCCGUCCCAGACAUCUGCGUGUACGGCUUCAAUCGCAGCUUCUGCGGCCUCAACGGCACGCUGUACGGGAAGGGCGUGUACUUCGCCAAGCGCGCUUCCCUGUCGGUGCAAAACCGCUACUCGCCCCCCAAUGCCGACGGCCACAAGGCAGUGUUUGUGGCGCGGGUGCUGACCGGCGACUACGGCCUGGGGAACCGCGAGCUGCGGGCGCCCCCUCAGCGGGCCCCGGGCCACGUGCUCCCGCGUUACGACAGCGCCGUGGACUGCCUCCGCCAGCCCAGCAUCUUCGUCAUCUUUCAUGACACCCAGGCGCUGCCCACCCACCUCAUCACGUGCGAGCACAUACCCCGGGCCCCCUCUGGGAACCCCUCCGGACCUUUGGCCCACUCCCCGGCCACCUGACCCGAGAGGCCCCCUCGGCCCUGUCUCUGGCCUCCUGCUCCCCGGGCUGCGGCUCCAUCCCCACACAGCCUCACAGAUCCCUCCGCUGCCUGAGCUCCCGCCUCCUGCUGCGCGCCUUCCUCCCGUUGCGGAGCAGCGACCCGCGGGGCGACUAGGAGGGCAGGGGCGCGGUCCCCUCAGCGGCCGACCCAACCACCAGGGGUCAGCAGAGCCCAGGCGGAGGGCGGAUGGCCGGACCCCGCCCGCCGAGGCCGGACUUUGCCCGAGCGCGACGCUGUAAUUUGAAUAAACGAGAAACCGGGUGGAGGAACCUGCUGGA